UUAGAGCGUGACCCUUAAACCCCAGCGGGACUGGGCUAAGUGGUUUUACACAGAGAAAGUAUAGUGAAGCUCUUUCUUGUUAUGGCUCAUCUAUCUUUCUUGCAGUUCUCUUCACUGCCCAGGUGGCAGUCAAGCUGGACAUUUUUCCCAAAUAGUAAUAUGAAGUUUUCGGAACUUCACUAUACUAGAUUAGAAAGUAGAUGGCAUCUUACUGCUGUCUCCAAGAGAGAGGUUACACGGGCAUUAGCCCAGGAGGCAUCAAAGGAGGGGGAUGUUGUAGAGAAAGAGACACGACCAAAAUCUAAACGAGCAAUUGCUAGGACUAGAAAGAAGGGGGCAACAGAAAAUCCAGAAAAUGGUUCUGUAUCUGUCGUGGACGGAAAUCCUACGGAUGAGGAAAAUAUGACUACUUCAGAUUCAAGUGACAAUACCAAGAAAACCCGCAGACGAACUAGGAAGAAAGAUACAUUGGCUACUAAUAACCUGGAGGCAGAAGCAGCAAAUAAGAAGGUGACAAGACGGAGAAGAACUAAGAAGCAGAUUGAUAAUGCUGUGGAUCAAGAUAGUGCUAUGGAAUUUAGUGAUCAGGAAGGAGAUGCAUUUAUUGCAGAUACAGAUAGUGAGCAGGAAAUGGGGCUUGAUUUGGAUGAGGGAGAGGAUAUCAGCUUCACUUAUGGCUGGCCACCUCUAGUUUGUUGCUUUGGUGCAGCGCAACAUGCAUUUGUUCCUGUGGGAAGGCGUUCUAACAGGCUUAUAGAUCAUGAAAUUCAUGAAAUAAAGAAGGAUGCAAUUUGGGCGCCUGAGAAAUUUGUUAGGUCCCCUGGUGGAUGUGCAAGUAAUGUUGCUGUAGCACUGGCAUGCUUGGGAGGUAAAGUAGCUUUCAUGGGGAAACUUGGAGAUGAUGCCUAUGGUCAGUCUUUGCUAUAUUUUUUGAACUUAAACAAGGUGCAGACUAGAUCAGUUCGGAUUGAUAGCAAAAGAGUUACAGCUGUAUCACAGAUGAAAAUAGGUAAGAGGGGUGGCUUGAGGAUGACUUGUGUCAAAUCAUGUGCAGAGGAUGCCUUGUUGACGUCUGAGAUUAAUAUUGACAUCUUGAAAGAGGCGAAAAUGUUUUACUUCAACACUUUCUCUCUGCUUGACCGGAAGAUGCGAUCAACUGCAUUGCAAGCCAUCAAAAUCUCAAAAAAGUUGGGAGGAAUUGUGUUUUAUGAUCUGAAUUUACCAUUACCACUAUGGCAAUCUGGUGAAGAAACCAAGACAUUCAUACAGAAAGCAUGGGCUCUUGCAGAUGUUAUUGAGGUCACCAAGCAAGAACUUGAAUUUCUUUGUGGCAUCAAGGCUUCUGAGGAAUUUGACACCAAAAAUAAUGACAGAUCUAAGUUUACUCAUUAUGCACCAGAAGUUGUUGCUCCUCUUUGGCAUGAAAAUCUUAAGGUUUUGUUCGUGACAAAUGGGACUUCAAAGAUUCAUUACUACACUACGGAGCACAAUGGUUCAGUUCUUGGAAUGGAGGACGGACCCCUUACUCCUUAUACAUCUGAUAUGUCUGCAUCUGGAGAUGGAAUUGUUGCAGGGAUUUUGAGGAUGUUGACAGUCCAGCCACAUCUUUUAACUGAUAAAGGUUAUUUAGAACACACUAUCAAGUAUGCUAUCAGCUGUGGAGUAAUAGACCAGUGGCUACAGGCACGGAAACUUGGUUACCCUGCUAAAGAAGGUAUGGAAGAUGAUUUUAUUCCUGAUUCGAAUGGGAUAAGGUCCAUAACAGAAAAAGAAUUUCGAACAUUGGUGCGUGCGAGCUAAUGCCAUUGAUACUCCAGUCAUUAGGAUCGUUUAUUUCAUAUGAUUCUGACAAGCUAAAUUUUGCCAUUCUUUUAAAGUAAACAUUGUCUUUUGUUUUAAAUCAUCCCUUUUAGUCACUGCUACAGUUGUGCACGUAAGUUUGUGCUAGCGUUUGAGUGCUGUACAUCUCAUAGCAUCAAAACAUCAAGCUUUACUUAGUCAAGAUUCUCUAGUUAAUGUAGUGCCCUGCCUCAAAUGUAACUUCUGUUUCUUCCUUUGGACUUCCAGAGAGAAUGAACGAAUAUUUGGUUGGCAAACAAGUUGUAUCUUUCUCUGUCACAUUUCAUGGGCUAAUAAUGUACAUCAGAUCUUGGACUA
Molecule: messenger RNA, 2157 nt
Organism: Coffea eugenioides
Lineage: Eukaryota; Viridiplantae; Streptophyta; Magnoliopsida; Gentianales; Rubiaceae
Product: fructokinase-like 2, chloroplastic
Exons: 5
Coding region: 82-1800 (572 amino acids)
Biological process (GO): chloroplast organization; plastid transcription; etioplast organization
Cellular component (GO): chloroplast nucleoid
Molecular function (GO): kinase activity
Source: RefSeq, a predicted model, not a curated record